AUGUCUUUUAUCCAGUCGGGGUAUCAGCAUCAUCCUCCCAUCUCGAACACCGACUACAGCAAAUUUAGCCCUCCUUUGAAGGCAGAGCAUGGUACUUUUUUUUUCAAUUGCAUUGGCUGAUAUUUUUUAACCUGUACAUUCUCAGGCUUGCCCUCAACUUCAUCUAUUGGGGAUGAUCACUUUAGCAAUGUUUCCCCAGUUUUGGGCUCAAAUUCUCCGCAGGAUCCUCUGGCAGGUGCCCUUCUUGGCUUGUCAGAGUGAGUGGAAUCAAUAAAAUGACCGAAAAAAUUUUUUUUUCUUUUGGAAUUUUCUGCAAAUUCACGGAAACUUAGACAUUUUUUGCGAGUUGAUCCCUUUCAAAAUGAUCCAGGCUUUCAAAUGAUGUGUUUUUUUGUGAAAUACCGUGAAAUUCCUUUCCUUGUUAUAUGAGAAAUAUUAGGAAAAGGUUUCUUCUUUCAGUAUAAUCACGAAAACUUUGAUUUCUCAUCCCUGCGCAGUUGUGCGGCGACAGUGUCAGGUGCGUAAAAAUAUUAUUAUUUUAUUUUUGAUAAAGAAAUGUAACUUUUUCAAAAUUCAAGCGGUUAACAGGUUCAUCAAUUUGCUCGAAGUGCUCACAUCACCCCAAUAACUCUCGUCCCGGUGCUUUGUAAUGCAGUGGCCAAAGAAGUUGAUAUUUAACUUGGGUUCACUUUUUCAAUCCUCUUUUCAGGGUAUCCAAACUUUUUGGAAAGGGGCCAUUGGCUCGAGUGUAAUCUGGGGAUUGUCAAAUGUGACCGAAAUCGUUAUAGGCGACCUUUUCGGUCUCCCCAGGUAGGAUAAUUUCCAAUAAAAGAAUCAAAUUUCAUCUUUUUAAGAAACAUCGUUACCAGCGGUAGUUCGGAGAAGUACUGGAAGCACGUGAUUUUGAAGGCGUAUGUUGGAAAUUUCAUUUUAUUUCUUUCAAUGAGUUUUUCAGAUGUACAUAUUUUGUGAUGACGCCUUUCUACGUUUCUUCUUUCAUUGAAACUGUCAGGGUAGGUUUAUUUUUCACAUAGAAGUUCAUGAAGUUUCGUCACUAUUUUUUUAGUAAAAUUUAUUCCUAUGACAAAAAAAUGUCAAAUAAAACAAAGUACAAUUUUUCAUCGGGAGCCUUUUUGUUAAGUGAAUAUCCUGCCUUUUUUUCGCAAUUUUUUUCAGUAUUUUUUUAGGUUUUAGCACAAUAAUUAAAAAUAACUGGAUCACAAAAUGCCGAAUGAACUUGUUCAAAAGUGAAAAAAAAACGAAAAUUUGAGGGCUCCUGCUUGCAACUGUUCCAAUAAUGCUCAGAAUUUGCUAUUUCAAAUUGAAAUUAAUCUAAUUUUCAGAGCGAAUCGGGACUCGGAAGCGAUGAUAAUAGAGUUAUGGACGUUCUGGUGAAAGGAGUUGAUAGAUUACGGUUUACUGGAUCAGAUUACAUUUUUUUAAAGUUUUUUUUUCCAGUUUGUUUGUAUUUUCCGGUCGAGACCCGUCAAGGCGCUUUUCUAUACUCCAUUUGGCGGUUCCUACUGUUGGCUACAGGUUUGGUUCUUGAAUUAUAAGACAAUAAAGACACAGAAAAUUUUCAAAUUUGAAAGUUGGUCAUAUAAUGAAGUCGAGAAAUGUAACAGUGAUCUUUAUUUUGUGAAAAAAAUUUCAAUGGCUGAAGUAAAAAAAAAUUAUUAUUGGGAAAUUUCAGAACGACCCAUUAUAUCAUCCAAACGGCAUUGUAUAAUCAGUUUUUCCGUAUGGCCAAGCGAUACGUGGUAAUUUACAAUUAUAUUCGACUAUUUUAUGAAUUUUUUCAAGAAUCGAAAGCCAGAAGUGGAACGAACAAGGUUCCACGAAUACCUGCCGCAGCUCUUUGCCCAAAUGACGUCAUCAGUGCUGACCGACCUGAUCCUCUUCCCCGUGGAAACCAUACUUCACCGCAUGUAUAUCCAAGGUUCUUAAUUUUUUUUUUCGAAAGAUUAGAAAUUUUUUGUUUUAUCAGCUUCAACUUGAAGAAUUAUUGCAUAGAUCCUCUCAAAAAUGCGAUUUUUCUUUUUUUUUUUUGUGACUUCUUGUUUACAAUUUACAAUUUACAAUUUAUUCAGUCUUCAGAGUAAGAUGUAGAAAAAAUCUCUGCUGAAUCAUGGUAUGAUCGAAGAGUUAGUCGUUGGCGCGGAUUACGGUCCACAAUCGUUGUCCAAUAAGUCCCGGCGUGACAGCUGGAGUUGGGAAAUAAUGUGAUCCCGUGGGUAGUGCCAGCGAAUAAACUGCUUCACCAUGUUGGAACAGUACAGCGCCCAGCUUGUCCAGGGCUGACGGGCGUCGGAAUAUUAUCCCAUGAGAGAGCGGCAAUGAGACCGACUAGUCGACGUGAUGAAAUGAGAUAAUAAUAAUAAUAAUAAUAAUAAUAAUAAGACUUCUUGUGAUUUUUGGUUAAUUAAUUUCCAUUUUGAAAUUUCGUUUCCGUAUGAAAUAUUGUUUCAAUGAAAAAAAGAAGGAAGUAUCUUUGAGUUUCCCUUUCUCUUAACUUCGUAUAUUCACACUUAAGUUCAAAAAAAACCCCGAACUUCCUAGUUUUCAUUAGUAUUUUUCGAUAACAACUCUAGAAAACUCGAGUCUGAAAAAAACUUUGAUUACUUCCUCUUGUCAAACAAAAUCUAGGAGUGGGCUGUUGGAAAAAAAUUUAGAACUGGAAAAUUACAGAAAUGCUGUUCUAAAAAUAAAUUGGUUUAUUCAGUGCUUUUUUGAAAAAUUCAAACUUUACACCAAAAAAUAAGACGAAUUUUUAAGGUACGAGAACUUUGAUCGACAACAUGGACACGGGGGUUUCUGCGGUCUCGAUGAGCGUCAAGUACAGCGGAUUUUUCAACUGCCUCAAACAAGUCGUCGAACGGGAAGGCGUUCGAGCCCUUUACGCGGUACAAAGGCUUUUUUUUGAGGAAAAAGUAGUGGUGGUUGUUUUAAAAGUUCCAAAAUACAAUGAACAAUAUCUUAUUUAAUUUUGUCGCUACUAAGAAGCUUUUUGGAAAAGUCUGAUGAAGCUUAGUUCUCUAGAAGUUGAUAUUCGAAAAUUCCUAAUGGGGAAAAAUUCGCCAUUUUCGGAGUUAAUUUUGUGACUUUGAGGGUGUCGGAGCACUGGCGCUGGAGUACAUGCUUCAUUCGGGGCUGCAGCAGCUGGUCCGAGCCUGCUUCGACCGAGGCUCCGAGAUGCUGCGUCGCGCGACCAACAGCCAGGCCACCGUCCUGUCCCCUCCGCUCACUUCCAAAAACAGCUUUUCAGGUAACGAACAGGUUUUCGUUAUAUCGCAGCCGAUCUUGACUUUCAGGUUUCGUCUCCGGUCCCCUUUCUGGUCCUUUCGCCCAGCAGCCGAUGUCUCCAAUCACAGUGAACAGAUUGUGAGUUUCACUUAUCUAGGGUUAUGUCUUGCUCAAGUUGCGAUUUGAAACUGGAACAUAUAUUUCUACUUUUCGAAAAAAUUUUGUUAACUUUCCGGGCUUUCAUUCAAAUUGAAGCGUCGUAAUAAUUAUUAGAGAGUUUUUCAACGGUCUUGGCUUUUUUUUUAAAUGAAAAACUCAUCAGGAUUUAGUUGCGAAGUGAUAAAGCUGAAGAAAAAUAUAGUUUGAAUAGAUCAAAACCUAACCUUUUACUUCCUGAAAAUUUACGGCUUAGAUAACAUUUGUUUUCACAAUUUUUCCCGCUCAAUUGUUUUUUAUUUGAUUGAAGUUCAAAAAUACUGUGUCAUUGAGUAAAGAAAAAAUUUUUGGCUCUUUUGUCAAUAGAAUAGAUAAUAUUGGGCAGGCCGUUGAACGUUUCGUCUCCGCCACGAGAUCCGACGCAGUUCCCGACGUUCGGAGAAACCGUUUCCCAACUAAACAGUCCAUAUGGUCCCCCUCCUCCGUUUGGAACUUCCUCCAGAUCUAACGUCUUCGGUAGCCCACCAAACAGGUAAAAUUCCCAUGUUUUCUUGCGGAAUUUCGGUUUUUUUUUCUAGUUGAUUAAUGUGAAAGUAGAUUUGAGGUGUGAAAAAACUUACGAAACGCUACGAACAUCCAGGAAAGAUUAAAAAUAUCUUUUGGGAAAAAUCCUCUUCUUUUUCCUUCUCCUCAUCGUGAUAUAUGCCCAUAAUAGAAUGAUAACGCUUUCAGAUAAGCCUCAGCCGUAUAAGAAUAAGCAAAAAUAAAAUUCUAUUAUCAAAAUUGAUAAUGAGCCGGUCAUAACCCUCGUGUUUUCCAUUUUUUGUGUAACUUCAUUAUAACUCAAAAGAAAUUUCCAUCAUUAUUUUAGACUUGGCAGAUUUUUGAGAAGUGUAAUUAUAUACAAGAAAAAUUAUGAUUGUAAAUUAAAAAGGAUGAGUCACUUGUUUUUUCACAUUUCUUCUGUUCCAUUUCUUAAUCUCACCCCAGUAAACAAAAUAUAUAAUUUUUCGUUUUUUUUUUCUCAUUUCCCAUCCUCUGAGCUCCCUCAAACCACAUAUAUUCUGUAUACGUUUCCCAUAAGAGGUGAUAAUUACGGAUCACUUGGACGGGGUGUCAAAAUUGACACUUCGAAUUGGCAGUCACCCAAUUUCUCCCUUUGCAGACGCGACUUUGCGGACGAUUCGUCGAAAAACGCGCUGCCGCCGUUGAUUCUCAAAACGGAUUCUGAUCCUUUCUCUGGCUGA
Caenorhabditis auriculariae is the source of this 4646-nucleotide messenger RNA. The record is from the annotation of a GenBank genome assembly. NCBI's taxonomy places the organism in Eukaryota, Metazoa, Nematoda, Chromadorea, Rhabditida, Rhabditidae.